ACAAGCCCGAAGGAACCAGGCUGUGCUGUGUUUGUCAGGUGUUCUGGUUCGGGUAUCGGGCAAGCAUCUUCCGGACCGGUUUCUAGCCCUUGUACAAGUGUGUGGGUGUAUUGCUUUUUUUUUCUUCUUCGUCUGUUCCGCUUAGCAAACCGCCCAAUUUACUUUGCAUGUAUUCAUUUGCGUUCACUCUUGCUUUUCUUCCCACCGUGACCAGUGAUGCCGAUGUAGCAAAGAGCACUGAUCUUUAAACAUACGGGAUUCCCUAAGGGAAGGGAAGAAGGCACCACGAGCGAAAUGUGGUGGCAUUUACUUGAAUUCUGAACUUUAAGUAAUUGUGCAAACAGCUCGUGGAAUAGUAAAUAAGAAAAUAUCAAAACUCGAAACAUGACGUGUGAAACGUCAUCCGUGGGAGCUAAACUAAGCAAAGCACCAAACGAUCACCCGCGGGGGAAACAGAUCGAACAGGUGUGUAUAACGGUUGAGCGGUAAGGGGAAUCCAAGCACGGAGAUCGCACAGUGUGCAGAAGCGUCUUGUGUUCAUUUUUGCUGCGUGUGGGUGGAAUGGUUAGUCCUUAACGACAAGUGGUCUUGUAGGUAGCGGUAACAUAUGUCCACUCGUUAGCGCGAUAUACUCGCUUAUCAACAAUUCAUGGUAGAACUGGUCCAAAAAUGGAAGAACUAAAAGAGGGGAUUCGCCAUGGUCUUUCUGCUCUGACGUAAAUCGAUUUCGGGUUUUCGAUGUUCUCAUUUUAUCACGUCUGGAUCGUUAUGAUUUCUAUUCUACCAUUGCAUAAGGCUUUCUCUUUUGAAGAAGUAGAAGUGCCUUUACCAGCAAUACGUCAGGCUAAAGACCUCUUUUCCACUACGUAUCUAAUAGUUUAAUCGAUUCAAAACACAAAUUACUAAUCACACCUGUCAGAGUUAUUUUAGCAGUUAGUGUUGCAGAUCAAACCACUGAUCUUGACCUGUCUCUUCAUCUUAUGGUUGAAUAACUAAGCGCUCUGCCUAAUAAAGGAAUGGUAUUGUCAGACGUGUAAAAAGCGAAAAAGAAUUAUAAUAUAGAUAAUAUAGAAAUUGUACAUUACUUUAAUUUAGUUUUAUACAAACUCAUCGAUUUGUAGUUAUUGUUAGAAAAUACAUGAAAUGCAAUAAAAAGCGCAACAUUUAGUGAUAAAAUUUUAUUGCUAAUAAUAAUAGCACUCGGCCAAUCUAUCUCCGCAACACCGUCACCGACAUUUGACAUCUACAAAGCUAUCUCCGUGGGGAGACACCUCUUUGCUUGCCGCCAUGGAUCGGUAGAUGAUGCUGUUGAUUCGUUCACCCGAUAGUGGAAUUGUUGGCGAAGCGUUUGGGCUUGACCGUGCGAAACGGGGCAGCGAAACGUUUCGAUCCGUAUAUCAAGUUGAUCGUUCGCCGCAUCCUCUUCCCCAUCUGGGUUCUUCUGCAGAUUAGCUCCGAUGCUCCAGAACAAGUGUGUACCGGUGUUCGGAGUUGCUCGAGAAAGACAAUCUCGGCGAUGUGAGAUAAAGCGGGUUUGCGUACGAGUGGUUGAAUGAGAGAAAACGAGCAGUGUGGUGUCGGUUGCGGUGCCGGUAGCAAAGCGUAAGAUUUGAGCGGGGGAACCAGACCCAAAAAAAGAAGAUCGCUCGGUGGAACCAGUGGACACUGUGCGGUGUGCUUUAUUUAGUUUAUUUUUUCAUUUUCUCUUACUUCGCGAGGUUUAGGGGUUUGGUUCACUAUCGUUUUGGGGCACGUCAUGUUUUGUUGAUUCCGGUAUAAAGUGCUUAUCCGUCCGUUCGGUCUGGUUUAGUUUGUCACCGAAACUGAUCCUUUACACAUCGCAUCGCCCCACCCGUCAUACGGUGGUGAGCUAGACUGUGCCGUAUCCUUUUUCUUAUUAGCUAAUACCGCGUGUUUCGUGUAUCUUCAUAACACGUGAGUGUGGUGAUCGCGUGCACGUUUGCUGGUGUGAAACGGUGUGUGUGUCAGUGUGUGUACAUGUUUAUUGUGUCAAUUAGAUAGAUCGAAAUAAAAAAAACUCACGCUUUGAGUGUGAUACAGACCGCCUAUCAGUGAUCAGUUGGAAGCGAUACUUGAGCAACAAUGAAGCAUCUUCUAUGUGGAAUGGGUAUACUGUGCAUUGCACUGGCAACGCUCCACGCAGCGCGUAUUAAGAUACCGGCCAAAAGCCGCAACGAUGAUCUAUUCUCCGAGGAUGAGUUUACGUUUCCGGUCGAAGAUAAGAAGGAUCCAACCAACUUUACCGGUAACGUUAUGAAGGCAUCAAUCGUGAUGGCGGAGGUGCGCAAUCAGGGCAAGGGAAAGUUCAAAUAUGCCGUAGAGACGGAGAACGGGAUCGAGAUUGAGCAGAUUGGAAAGUUAAAAAAUGAUUCGAAAACGUUUGUUGUGAUGGGAUCGUACACAUAUACCGGUGCUAAUGGUAAACGGUACCGAGUGCGCUACACUGCCGACGAGUUUGGGUACCAUCCGAUCACCGAGCUUGAUCUGGAAAUUCCUGAUCUAACUCAAGCACAACCAACGCAGCGAACAAUUAGUCCGUACAAGUUUACGACACGUUCAACAACGCCUCGUACGACUACAACCACUACUACCACUACUACCACUACCACCACCACUACCCCAAAACCAGCGCUGGAGGAGGAUGGCUAUCAUUACGACCGUCCCGAUAAUGCGUAUCUACCACCGAACAACGAGUAUUUGCCACCGCAAGAACCGGACAUUGACUAUCUUCCCCCGAAGAAGGAUGGUCCGCGAAGGUACGAGGAACCGGCCGACCAGUUCCUUCCACCAAAGUUCGAUCUACGUUUGGGUGACUAAACUAAACGGUACUGCCGUUCACAAGGCAGCACAAGGGAGAAGGUACAAAGUACAACAAAGUAAAAGAGAUUAACAGCGAAUGUUAAGAACUGUACAAUAAGAGAUAUAUAAUUAAAAAAAGAUGUAAGAGUUAACAAAAAAAAGCAGAACAGAUGUUAUCAAUAUGUUCCAAGAAGAAUGAGAAUUUCGAACGUGGAUAUACUAGGUUAUGUGUUCUGUCUCCGGUGACAGCAAUGUGACGCGUUGUAGUACGAGUUGUACUAUGGUUCUAGCGAUUAUGCACAAUAGAUGUAUCAAGGAACACGUCCAAUAAAUCCCACAGUACAAAUUCUGCUUCAAAAUAUAGUUUUCUAUCGUUCUCCAAUGUGUUUAUCUGAAUCAUAACUAUUUAAAGGGGCGUUCUUGCAGAGUGAAGCUCGGUUUCUGUUUUUCCAGAAGCCUGUCCUGCUAAUCCGGCGUCCCUCAAGGAAGCGUCCUCAGUCCUCUUCUGCUUGCUCUGUUUAUCAAUGAUGUCUGUAAUGUCUUACCUUCCGAUGGCCAUCUUCUUUCUCCUCUAUCUCCUCGUGUAUCAACCUUCAACGUCAUCCUGGCUUGUUUUCCGUUUGGUGUUCUUCUAACUUCCUCCAACUAUGUCCAGCUAAAUGUUCUAUUAUUUCGAUUUUCCAUUCUUAAUCCCCUAUUUCCUUCAACUACCAAUUCUACGACUUUCCUCUUACUCGCGUCUUCUCCAUCCGUGACCUUGGGAUGAUUCUCGAUGCCAGGCUGCACUUUAAACUCCAAUUGGAUGAUGUUUUACUCAGGGCCAAUAGAUCCUUGGGAUUUAUCCUCCGUGCUUCCUCCGAUUUUAGAGACCUGACAUGCUUGAAAACUCUUUUUCACAGUCUAGUGCUCUCCAUCCUUGAGUAUGCUAGCGUGAUCUGGAGUCCUUCUAGCAUCGAAGGUGGAACUCGAAUCGAGAAUGUUCAGAGAUAUUUCUCACGAGUAGUGUUCAUACGUCUACACCGGGAACAACUACCUCCGUCCUACGAAGCACGUUGUCGGCUCCUUGGCCUAACUACUCUAGGCCAAAGACGGCAACUGGCUCAAGCAUGCUUUGUGGGUGGUCUGCUUAAUGGUUCCACUGAUGCUACUGAACUGUGUUCCUCUGAAUGUUUAUAUGUUCCCUCCCUCUCUAUUGCCACAACGAUCCACUUUAGAUGGUUUAACUACUUUUCCGAUCAUUUUGAUUUUAACUCUUCCUUAGCCUCUUUCUGUGCGCGUGUUCGUUCCCAAUUUUAAUGGUUCCUCUCUCUACUAUCAGUCCCUUUAACCCCUUUCCUUUGUUCCCGCUUCGACUUAUGAUAGUAAUGCUUCAUAUAUUUUGUAAUGUAAUAAGCUUUAAAAUCACAGUACUAAAUUUUAAAAUCAUAGCUUUAAAAUCACAGUACUGAAGGCUAAAGAUGUUGUCCGUUUGAAAUCUCAAAUGGUUAUGACUUUAUUUGCCCGUUGUUCUUUGACGUUUACAACUCGGCCAUCCUGAGAUUCGAAUUGACCUCAAUUCUAUUUUACUUAUAUGACUAUAAUUAAGGUAUUGUGUUG
Anopheles funestus (African malaria mosquito) is the source of this 4416-nucleotide messenger RNA. RefSeq lists its product as uncharacterized. Lineage: Eukaryota; Metazoa; Arthropoda; Insecta; Diptera; Culicidae. The transcript is spliced from 4 exons. Gene Ontology annotation, molecular function: structural constituent of chitin-based larval cuticle. The record is from RefSeq and is a predicted model, not a curated record. Bases 2104 to 2838 code for a protein of 244 amino acids. Gene Ontology annotation, cellular component: chitin-based extracellular matrix.